Molecule: messenger RNA, 1066 nt
Organism: Nicotiana tabacum (common tobacco)
Lineage: Eukaryota; Viridiplantae; Streptophyta; Magnoliopsida; Solanales; Solanaceae
Product: putative vesicle-associated membrane protein 726
Biological process (GO): vesicle-mediated transport
Cellular component (GO): membrane
Source: RefSeq, a predicted model, not a curated record
CUACAUCAUAGUUCAAGGAAAUUCGGUUGCUUUUUUAAUCUUUAUUUUCUCCCCUAUAUUUACCAAUUACUAUUUUAUUAUUCUCCUAGCAAUUUUUACUAAUUCAAUCACCUUCGUCUUCAACCAUUCAACAAUAUGCUAUCGCGCGUUUCGUUUCCAUGCAUGCAAAAUAAUCUCUCUAGAAUGUUAUUUUCCCUUUGAUUGAAUUCUUUUCGCCAUCUUCUCUCUUUUGAGGUUCUUGGAAUUUUCCAUUACAAAAUUAAAAGGAUGGGACAACAGACGUUGAUUUAUAGCUUCGUUGCCCGGGGAACGAUAAUUUUGGCAGAGUACAGCGAGUUCACAGGAAAUUUUAAUAGCAUAGCCUCUCAAUGCCUGCAAAAACUGCCUACAUCUAACAACAAAUUCUCAUAUAAUUGUGAUGGUCACACCUUCAAUUUCCUCUCCGACAAUGGAUUCACAUAUUGCGUGGUGGCUACUGAAUCUGCAGGCAGGGAAAUCCCCAUUGCCUUCUUGGAUCGUGUAAAGGAUGAUUUUAGCAAAAGAUAUGCUGGAGGAAAAGCUGCAACUGCUAGUGCUAAAAGCCUGAAUAGGGAAUUUGGGUCAAAAUUAAAGGAACACAUGAAAUACUGUGUUGAUCAUCCUGAAGAAAUCAGUAAGCUUUCUAAGGUCAAGGCUCAAGUUUCUGAAGUCAAGGGAGUUAUGAUGGAAAACAUUGAGAAGGUUCUUGACCGUGGUGAGAAGAUUGAGCUUCUAGUCGAUAAAACAGAGAAUCUUCGAUCACAGGUCAGCUUAAUGCAUCAGGAAUAUGUUUUGAGCAACUUUAACUGCAUGAUUGAUGUGUCCACUUUCCUAUUUCAUUCCUUUAAUUUUUAUAAGCAAAAAUUGUUUCCUGGUUUGUGCAAUGGUUGUAAUCUGUUAUUUGCGAUUUUCAGGCUCAGGACUUCAGAAAACAGGGGACCAAGAUAAGGAGGAAGAUGUGGUAUGAAAAUAUGAAGAUAAAACUGAUUGUUUUGGCUAUCAUCAUAAUCAUCAUUCUCAUUAUCAUUUUAUCUGUCUGCCCGGGAUU